AUGGCUGCCUCCAAGACGGUUCACGUGCCCCACCUGGGCGGCAUCGAAGUGGGCUACGAGAUGCCCUUCCCCUACGACGCGGCCAAGCCCACCGUCAUCCUCGUCAACUCCAUGUGCACGACGGCCAGCCUCUACCUGGAGCAGUUCAAGAGCGAGACGCUCAAGAGCCUCGUCAACCUGCUGGCCAUUGAGCCCCUGGGCCACGGCCGCACCGUCAGCAAGUCCGAGCACUUCACCUACUGGGACUCGGCCGCCAUGAACAUCCAGGUCAUGGACGCUCUGGGGAUCAAGAAGGCUUUUGCCCUCGGCACCAGCCAGGGCGGCUGGGUCGUCGCCCGCAUGGCGCUGCUCGCCCCCGAGAGGAUCGAAGGCAUCAUGCCCCUCGGCACGUCGAUGGACUACGAGUCGUCGUACUCGCGCACCAAGCGCUGCUGGGAGCCGACGUCGAUUCUGGCGCCGUUUGCGGAGAAGUGGACGAGCGCCACGCCCACGCACGACUGGCUCGUCGACGACGUCUGGUGCGGCAUGGUCGCCUCCAUUGGCUUCGGCGAGGAGGCCACCGAGGACCUCACCAAGUUCUGGAUCAACACCCUCAAGGACGUCUACAAGGGCGAUGUUGGCCGCAUGAAGGCCCGCAUGGCGGUCAUCUGCCUGCUUACGAGGGAUGGCCUGCUUAUGCGCGUCGGCGAUAUCAGGUGCCCCGUCUACUGGCUCCAGGGUACCAAGGACGUCCCCUUCGGCACCGAGCUGCCCAAGGAGCACAUCAAGCUCUUCACCCGCUCCCCCGAAGCCCGCCUCGAGUUCAUCGAGGGCGGCAACCACUACCUCAACGCCACCCACCCCAAGGAGGUCGAGUCCUUCCUCGUCGAGAUGGUCCGCAAGUACCACCGCGCGUAA
Aplosporella prunicola CBS 121167 is the source of this 897-nucleotide messenger RNA. RefSeq lists its product as uncharacterized. The coding region runs from base 1 to 897 and encodes 298 amino acids. The record is from RefSeq and is a predicted model, not a curated record. The transcript has 3 exons. NCBI's taxonomy places the organism in Eukaryota, Fungi, Ascomycota, Dothideomycetes, Botryosphaeriales, Aplosporellaceae.